Notothenia coriiceps (black rockcod) is the source of this 3294-nucleotide messenger RNA. RefSeq names its product KH domain containing, RNA binding, signal transduction associated 1a (gene khdrbs1a). Gene Ontology annotation, molecular function: mRNA binding; poly(A) binding. Gene Ontology annotation, cellular component: nucleus. The record is from RefSeq and is a predicted model, not a curated record. Bases 213 to 1385 code for a protein of 390 amino acids. NCBI's taxonomy places the organism in Eukaryota, Metazoa, Chordata, Actinopteri, Perciformes, Nototheniidae. Gene Ontology annotation, biological process: regulation of alternative mRNA splicing, via spliceosome. The transcript has 9 exons.
UCCUCUUCAGUGAAAUGCAGCUGCGCCAUUACUCCUUUGUCCAUUGAAGAGAAGCUACUUGCCACGGAAAGAUACCGGCGGCUCUGCAACAACUUCACCAUUUAUUUUGUUGCACUCAAACAGCGUUAUCUAUUAGCUGCAGUUUCGUUGCAAGCGAAGCUAACGAACAUAGCCAGGCUUUGUUCGUUUAUAUUUGGCGGUCUUAGUCUAUUAUGAGCAGUUCUGAGCCCGCCAUCGAGUCGAGCCCUCAGAAGAAAAUCAAAAUGGAAGACAGCAAAUACCUGCCGGAGCUCCUGGCCGAGAAAGACAGCCUGGAUUCCUCUUUCACGCACGCCAUGAAACUUAUUUCUGCAGAGAUUGAUAGGAUUAAUAAAGGAGAAACCAAGAAAGAGUCGGAGAAGGAAAUCUACCAGGAUCUGUUUGCCAACAAGAAUCUCAAACUGAAAGAGCGGGUACUCAUUCCUACCAAGCAGUACCCUAGGGUCAACUUUGUUGGUAAGCUCUUGGGCCCCCAGGGCAGCACAAUCAAGAGACUCCAGGAAGAGACUGGAGCAAAGAUUUCAGUUCUGGGUAAAGGUUCCAUGAGGGACAAGAAUAAGGAGGAAGAGCUGAGGAAGGGUGGCGAGGCCAAAUAUGCUCACCUGUCCAUGGAGCUGCAUGUGUUCAUAGAGGUGAUGGCCCCUAUCCCAGAGGCCUACAUGCGCAUGGCUCAUGCCAUGGAGGAGGUCAAAAAAUUCCUUAUUCCGGAACCCGGUGAGCAUGACCCCUUCAUGGAUCCUCACUUCCUGAACGGAUCACAGGAUGGUGGCAGGGGGCGUGGUGGUCACCUAGGAAGAGGCAGAGGCGGACCACCUGGUGCUGGAGGACCAAGGGGGCGAGGAAUGCCACGUGGGGGACCUCGAGGAGCAAUGCGUGGUGGCGGACCACGGGGAGGAGGGAUGGGAAGGGGCAACGGCCAUAGAGGUGCACCGUCUGGCAGGGGUGGCCCUCCUGCUGUGCCAAACAGAGGAGGCUCAGCUCCCCGCUCUAGGCCCCCAACAGGAGGCGCUCAGAGGAUGCUCCCCUCUUCAGCCAUGUCCCACCAGCAGGGCCCUGCUUCAUCACAGCCCAAAGCUGAAGGCUAUGAGGACUAUCCUUCAUAUGAUGAGACCUUCGCAGAAGCUGCCUACGAGGGAUAUGAUAAUUAUUAUAAUCAGCAGUCUGCACCUGCGGAUACUGAAUAUUAUGAUUACGGACACGGAGAGGCACAGGAUACCCCAUAUGAGCCAUAUGCUCAAGAUGAAGGGUGGGAAAACUCUUGGAACAACUCCGGGGCUGGAGGCAAAUCCACCGCGGCCCGGCAGACGAAGGGAUCCUUCAGAGAGCACCCCUAUGGCAGAUACUGAACUGGUAGAGAGUUGUUAUGGCAACUGUCUCCGAUUGUAACUCCCUGAACUUUUCUAAAGUAAUUUCCCUCUCGUUUGUUCCCUUUUUUUUAAAAUAUUGUUUAUUUUAUUUUUUAACUCGAUAGACAUUUUGUUGGAUGUAUGAUAGCGUGCCAGAGGAGAAACAUGGAGACAAACUUUUUCAUUGUUUAUCUGUUUCCAUUAAUGUUUUCAGUUGCGUAGUUGGCAGGUCUUAGUGACAUAACCCUAACAAAGCAAAAAGAGUAACAUUUUAGUGAUAUUUGAUGGUUAUCCUUUCAGUUAAUUGUUCCUGAACAAAAUAUGAUUGUGGCGAUAAAUUAUUUACAAUUAGGCUGCAUUUAAAAAGUCCUUAAGGACUGGACAAAAAUGAUCAUAAUGCCUCAAUGUUACUUUACUAUAACUAUAUUUCGUUACAAACUCAAAAACCGAGCCGUUGUGAUAAUAAACAGAAGUCAUAUAUUUGUUUAUACUAUAAUACAAAUCUAGUCUUGUGUGAAGUUAAUGGCUCCUAAAAUACUAUUGAAAAAUGUUUCUAUUUUUGCCACCAUUUACAAUUGUUGUAUGAAAUAUUACUUGCAAAAUCAAUGCUGAUCGUCUACUUCUUGUAAAGCUUGUAGGGUUAACAAUCCUUGCUGUGAGAGGAAGGCUGCUGCCAACUCAAUAUUUUGUACAUAACCUUAGGACAAAUGUGUAUGCUUUAAGCCGUGCCGUCUCCAAAAUGCAUAAUGCUUGUGUACCUUUGGCUAAAUAGGAUACUAAAUAUAUCCCAAAAUGUUUUUCUGCAGUGCGUGUUUCAAUAAAGUUUCUAGUUUCUUCUUAAUCAAUCUAAACAUGGUAUUUUGCCUUUGUUGUACCAAAGGAAUGCCUUCAGUUUGUGAAAGUGGUCCUCAGUGGUUUCUCAACAACGCAGAAAAAGCUGUAUGUAUACACGUCAGCCUGACAAAAAACAAAAGCAGUGUUUUGACAAUGAGCUUUAUCCUCUUCGUCUGUUUUCAAAAAUUAUCUAAAGGACACUUGUAAUGUCACCUUCAAAAAAAUACAAAUAAAGCUCUUAUCUUGAGAUAAUGUGCUGCCAAAUACAUGUUUUAUUGAGAAUGAUAUAGUGCUUGAACAUGUAUUGUCAUUAGCCUUUAGUUAGUCUAUCUACUCAAGCUCUCAAGAGCAAUGUAUCUUCAGCCCGCUUGAAAUAACUGAAUUUCAACAGUAUUUCAAAUCAAGCUUGCAGGGAUCUUACUUGACUUUGAUGCAAAGUCACGCUGGCUGGUUAUAAUAAAAGAAAAAAAUCGCAGAGGAGAGGAUUCUAAAAGCCUAAAGAUCGCCACAAGAAGGUAAAACUAACCCCAACACUCAUUUUUUAGAUUUUUGUUUUUUCUGUGCAAAACAUCAAGUAAUGAAAGUCAUCAAAAACAUUUGACGUACAAAAUUAUGCUAUCUGUAGUUAUUUCCGAGCAAAAUUAGCCGUAGAAAACAACCAGAAAUGGUUGUGAUGCAACUCUUGCUCAAAUAAACCCAUAAUGGUCCACUCAUUUCACUCAAUACUUAGCCAUUUCCAUCUUGUUAAUGUCUCUAGAAUGUAGAUUAAUGAAAAUUAGUAGUUGCACUCAAAACGUUAAAAAUAUCCCAUUGUUGGACAAAAACCUUCAGCUUGAGUUGCAUGGAUCUUUUGUAGCGUACUGUUAGUUUUGCAUGUCUGUUAUUAUCCACUGUGCGUGUAGGCACGGAUGUGUCCAUGUUCUCAUUUCUGUUUCUCUUCUUAGGUUGUCAGAAAACUGUUUGUGCAUUUUACACAUUCAACUCCAGUUUACCAGGCUUUAUGGUCCAUUGAAAGUCCCUGGAAAGAGCAGAGGCCUUGCAGUGUUUCUGAGACCGAAUGCUUUUUUGUAUGGUU